AUGCGGUCCUUCUUUUACCACUUGAAAUUUGAGCUCUACCCGACUCCCAGCCCAACGGACGGCCAAUCUAAAGGCAAGACACAUACUUCUUCGGCUGGCAAAGAAGUUUGGCUUCCGCCGAAAGGGAUCGACAUCUUCGACGAGCUCCCGACACAUUCUAGGAAAUCCGCGAAGAAAUCCUACGUUCACAGACCGCAACCCUCGCCGUUGCAGUCAUACGAAACAACCCUUCCCGCCGAUACCUACCGAUCGAACACACAAGCGCAUAAUACCUCUGUAAACGCUGGUCUGAUUGACUGCGGCCCCUCGAGAGCACCUGUAAAGGAGGACAGUGGUGGAAACCUCGAACGGUUGACCGAAAGGCAGUGGAGAGCGCGCACCCAGAGCUUUCCACCUCCGCCAUCGUCCGCCGCGAUACGGCCUGAAACGGCUGUUAGAGACUGGAGAUUUGGGCAGCUGAGCAUACAGAGCAUCGACUUGCACGACGAGCGUCAGCGAGAGCAAAUGACGGCGGAAGCGGCUAGCUCGUCGGCGGCGCUCGGCGUGGGCCCCACGUUCGCGGGGACGUCAACGAAGGCGAAGUACGUGCCGCUAGAGACGAAGAACACGGAGGUUGGCUGGGGCGUGGUACACUUCUAUCGCGAGGAGGAGGAGACGCCAGAGUUAGGUCUUGACCCGUCAGAAGACGAUGGAGUCAAAGAGGUAGACUGCACAACCCUCUGCAUACCGGCAGUGCCGAGCUACCUCACACCAGGUGAUUUCCUAGGAUACGUGGGUGAAAAAUGGCGGAACGACAUCAGCCAUUACCGGAUGGUCAUGACCGCCAGGAUGAACCGGUAUCUGGUCCUCCUCAAGUUCCGCAACAGUGAGCGCGCGCGGAAGUGGCAGAGGGAGUUUGACGGCAAGGUCUUCAACAGCAUGGAGGCCCAGGUUUGUCACGUCGUGUUCGUCAAGUCUAUCACUUUUGAGACGCCGACAAGAGAAAACCGCACGUUCCCCGACCUCAACCACGAUCCGUUUACACCGUCCUCUUCUGUCGCCGCGUCGAGCAGCCUCAAACCCUUCCCUCCCCCUACACCAAACCUCGUCGAAUUACCUACUUGCCCGGUGUGCUUAGAACGUAUGGACGAUACAACCGGUCUCAUGACGAUCCCCUGCCAGCACGUCUUCCACUGCAACUGUCUCCAGAACUGGAAGGGCUCAGGAUGUCCCGUCUGCAGACACACGAACCCUGAAACCACAUACGACCCGUCGAACCCGUAUACCCAACCGUUUGGUUCCUCCGUGUCAAAUCUCUGUAGUUCAUGCGACUCACCAGACGACCUCUGGAUCUGCCUCAUUUGCGGAAACGUCGGCUGCGGUAGAUACAAAGGUGGUCACGCAAAAGAUCACUGGAAAGAGACGGCACACAGCUUCGCGCUUGAGCUCGAGACGCAGCAUGUCUGGGAUUAUGCGGGCGAUACCUGGGUCCAUCGCCUCAUCCGCGACAAAGGCGACGGCAAGGUCGUCGAGCUGCCAGGUAGCAAUGGACAGCACCACCGACCGGAAGGGGGCUACGAGGAUGUGGUGCCGCGGGCAAAGUUGGAUAACAUCGGUCUGGAGUACACCCAUCUUCUCACGAGCCAACUUGAGUCGCAGCGGGUGUACUUUGAGGAGAUGCUCAGCAAGGUGGCGGACAAGGCGUCAAAGGCCGCCGCAACGGCAGAAUCCGCCUCCGCACAGGCUUCAGCCGCGCUGGAAGAGAACGCGACUCUCAAGACAGAACUCAAUCGUCUCAAGACACAAGUCAUCCCACAACUAGAACGGGACGCAGAGCGGGACAGAAACAAAGCCACCAAGUCGCAGGAACUCGCACGAAACCUCGGCAAGGCUCUACAAGAAGAAAAGGAGGUCACUCAGGGGCUGAUGAAGCGUGUGGAGCACAACAACACCGAGCUCGAGGCGUUGAAGAAGAAGGACGGCGAGUACAAGGUGCAGAUUGCGGAUUUGGAGGAGAUGAAUCGGGACUUGACCAUGUUUAUUUCUGGGCAGGAGAAGCUCAAGGAACUGGAGAACGAGGGCCAGCUCGAGGCUGGUGAGGUCGCUGAAGGCAGCGUUAGCGUUGCGAAGAAGGGCAAGCGGAGAGCCAAGAAGUGA
Colletotrichum siamense is the source of this 2136-nucleotide messenger RNA. Its product is annotated as RING finger protein ETP1-like protein. Gene Ontology annotation, biological process: Ras protein signal transduction; protein ubiquitination. NCBI's taxonomy places the organism in Eukaryota, Fungi, Ascomycota, Sordariomycetes, Glomerellales, Glomerellaceae. Gene Ontology annotation, cellular component: cytoplasm. The record is from RefSeq and is a predicted model, not a curated record. Gene Ontology annotation, molecular function: ubiquitin protein ligase activity; zinc ion binding. The transcript has 2 exons. Bases 1 to 2136 code for a protein of 711 amino acids.